This is a messenger RNA of Striga asiatica, 333 nucleotides long. Lineage: Eukaryota; Viridiplantae; Streptophyta; Magnoliopsida; Lamiales; Orobanchaceae. The record is from the annotation of a GenBank genome assembly.
AUGGGAGGGGACUGGAAUGAGAUUUUUUCUGGAGAAGAAAAGAGGGCUGGCAAAGAAAGAUCAAGAUGUCUAGCUUUCAAUAGCUUUAUAGCAACGAUGGGGAUGCUAGAGGUGGAAAUGCAUGGAAAUACCUUCACCUGGGGCAAUAAUAUGGAGCAGGAGGGGUACAUUGAAGAAAAACUAGAUAAGGAUUUAGAUCUUGGAUUGGCUGGCAACAAACUGAAAUGCCCAGGUUCAAAGCUGAAUGAGGCUUCAAGAAAAAAAAGAAGAUUUAGAUUUGACAAAAGGUGGAUCAAAAUGGAAGGGGUGAAAGAUGUGGUGAGAGAGGCUUAG